Molecule: messenger RNA, 1668 nt
Organism: Nelumbo nucifera (sacred lotus)
Lineage: Eukaryota; Viridiplantae; Streptophyta; Magnoliopsida; Proteales; Nelumbonaceae
Source: RefSeq, a predicted model, not a curated record
AUGGGCGAUGAGCUCAAAACCAAUCCAGUUCUAGAGCCCAUGACAAGAACUUUGCUACUAAGUUACCAGGAUUUGCCUUACCACUUGAAAUCUAUUCUCCUCUACAUCGUACUCUUUCCUGAGGACUAUGAGGUCGAAUGUGGGAGACUGAUGAGGUUAUGGAUAGCUGAAGGACUAAUCAAACAGACAAGAGGUAAGACAGUUGACGAGGUUGCACGAAAGUACCUCAAUGCUCUCAUCCGGAGGAACUUGAUUCAGGUAGCCAAAUUGAAUAUGUAUGGAGAAGUAAGACGCUGUCGAAUCCACGAUGUCCUUCGCGAGAUCAUUCUUUCAAAAUCUGAGGAAGAGAAUUUCUUCAAAGUUCUCUCGGAACAAGAUAAAGUCUGGCAACAAGAAAGCAUGAUCAGACAUUUAUCAAUCCACAAUAGUAUUGAUAAUUUUCUAUGGAACAGCAGAUAUACCUCCAGGGUUCGAACCCUUUUAUUGUUUAGGAUUCUGAAAUUACAAGGAAAUUUCAUGAACACAAUUCUGUCCAGCUUCAAGUUACUACGAGUACUGGAUUUACAAGGUGCUACAUUAGGAAGUCUUCCAGAGGAGGUUGCAAAUCUCUUCCAUUUGAGGUAUUUGAGCGUGAGAAAAACCAAGGCCAGAGUGCUGCCGAAAUCCAUAGGCAAGCUACAAAACUUAGAAACGCUUGAUCUUAGAAGCACAUAUGUAGAGGAAUUGUCUUUCAGUAUGCUAAGGCUCAAACAACUACGACAUCUCUUGGCUUUCAAUAUCAAAAACCCGGCUACUGCUGAAGGGAUGAGGGUGCAUGGUCGAAUAGGGUCUCUAAUGGCCCUGCAGAAACUAUCAUUAAUAGAUGCAGACAUGGGAGGUGCUCGCAUAACUACAGAAUUAGCAGGCUUGACUCAGCUGAGGAAGUUGGGUCUUCACAACCACGUAAGAGAAGAUGGAGCAGAUUUGUGUUUUAUUAUUGAAAAGAUGAAGGACCUCCGUUCGUUGAGGCUGGACACCAUCUAUGGUGAGUUCCUUGAUUUACAGCAUCUAUCGUCUCCUCCCAAGCUUCUCCGACGCCUGUGGUUGGAUGCCCAUCUGGAAGAGUUGCCGCACUGGUCAUGGUUGCGUGAUGACCCCAUUAAAGUUCUUCAGUCACUGCCUAAUAUGAAGGAGCUCUAUCUCAAUGGGGUAUAUGAUUCAAAGGAGUUAUAUUUUGAGGCACAAGGAUUUAAGAGACUGACGCAAUUUGAGAUCGGUGUCUCACAUAAUGUGAGCUCUGUAGUCAUGGAGGAAGGUGUGAUGCCGCUUCUUGAGUAUCUGAUGAUAUCGUCACGUGAGAAGCUAAAGAAGCUGCCAUUGGGCAUCCAACACCUCAGAAACUUGAACCACUUCAGGUCCACCAACAUGCCCAAAGAAUUCGAUAUGGCCAUACUUCAAUUACUGGAUGGUAAUAGUCAGAGGAACUCCAAAGUAGAUGUUUUGAAUCAUAUAAAAAAGGUAAAUUUUAACACUCUUCUUGAAGAUGGACACUGGCUUACUUACUCGAGGGACGAAUUCAGAAGCACCAUUGAGCGUCUUCGGAAGAAAAGCGACCCAGAAUUCCCACAAUCUUUGGAGGAUUUGUUUGGUAAGUAUAUUAUAUUGUUUUUGUUUGAUGGAAUAUAUUGA